AUGCAUAUCUUCAUCCACAUUGAUGGUGUGCAGGCACCUGCAUAUGUGUGUAAGUCAUGUGGUGAGGUAUUGCCCACUGAUCACAGCUUGCAAGAACAUUUGAGAAUGAGUGAGGGUGACCAAGCAUUAUCAGCUGCCAACAGUGAGAAACUUGAAUGCAGUGAUGACCAUGAAAACAACAUCUCCUCAGAAAGUGUACGAGAAGAAAUUGUGGAACAGACUGAGAAGCAAUCUUCAUCCAAGGAAACCAGGAAAACUUUAAGGAAAUCCUUUAGUGACAUAUGCAAUACACAUACUGUGACACAAGUUGCAGAGAAACUCAGAUGUGAUGACUAUGGAAUUACCUGUACAAGUGAUCAUGUUAAUGUCCACACUGUGCUAAGUGCAAAGAGACAUCACAAAUGUGAUGUUUGUGGUAAAUUGUUUACUCAUUCAGGCAGUCUCAAGGUACAAGAAUUAAUACACACGGGAAAGAGACCCCACAAAUGCCGUGUAUGUGGAAAAUCGUUUACUCAGUCGGGCAAUCUAAAGAUACACGGAUUAAUACAUACAGGAAAGAGACCCCAUGAAUGCGGUGUUUGUGGAAAAUCGUUUACUCAGUCGAGCAGUCUCAAGACACAUGAAUUAAUACAUACAGGAAAGAGACCCUACAAAUGUACUGUUUGUGGCAAAUCGUUUAUUCGUCCGGGCAAUCUCAAGGCACAUGAAUUAAUACACACGGGAAAGAGACCCCACAAAUGCCGUGUUUGUGGAAAAUCGUUUACUCAGUGGAGCACUCUCAAGACACAUGAAUUAAUACAUACAGGAAGGAGACCCCAUGAAUGUGGUGUUUGUGGAAAAUCGUUUACUCAGUCGGGCAAUCUAAAGACACAUGAAUUAAUACAUACAGGAGAGAGACCCUACAAAUGUACUGUUUGUAGCAAAUCGUUUAUUUGUUUGGGGAAUUUCAAGGCACACGAAUUAAUACACACGGGAGAGAGACCCCACAAAUGCCGUGUUUGUGGAAAAUCGUUUACUCAGUCGAGCAGUCUCAAGACACAUGGAUUAAUACAUACAGGAAAGAGACCCUACAAAUGUACUGUUUGUGGCAAAUCGUUUAUUUGUUUGGGGAAUUUCAAGGCACAUGAAUUAAUACACACGGGAAAGAGACCCCACAAAUGCCGUGUUUGUGGAAAAUCGUUUAGUCAGUCGAGCAGUCUCAAGACACAUGAAUUAAUACAUACAGGAAAGAGACCCCAUGAAUGCGAUGUUUGUGGAAAAUCGUUUACUCAGUCGGGUCAUCUCAAGAGGCAUUUGUUGACACACAUGGGAAAAAGACCCUACAAAUAUAGUGUUUGUGGUAAAUUGUUUCCUCAAUGGGGCAGUCUCAAGAAACAUGAAUUAAUACACACUGAACAGGGACCACACAAAGUCAAUGUUGGUGGCAAAUCGUUUUCAGAACUGGGUCAUCUAAAAACACAGAAAUUAAUACACGCAGGAAUGAGCCCCCACAAAUAUGAUACUUGCGGCAAAUAUUUUUCUUCCUCUGGUAAUCUCAAGGGAAUCAUUAGUACACACUGGUAA
This is a messenger RNA of Schistocerca nitens (vagrant locust), 1563 nucleotides long. RefSeq names its product zinc finger protein OZF-like. The record is from RefSeq and is a predicted model, not a curated record. NCBI's taxonomy places the organism in Eukaryota, Metazoa, Arthropoda, Insecta, Orthoptera, Acrididae. The transcript has a single exon. Bases 1 to 1563 code for a protein of 520 amino acids. Gene Ontology annotation, biological process: regulation of transcription by RNA polymerase II. Gene Ontology annotation, molecular function: DNA-binding transcription factor activity, RNA polymerase II-specific; RNA polymerase II cis-regulatory region sequence-specific DNA binding.